GGGGAAGGGGGGAGACGGUGCAAACGGCGUGGCCGCCAUCUUGUUUGUGCCCCCGCUUUGCGCGCGCUCCGUUCUCCGUGACGCACGCUUCCCCCUCCCCUCCGCCGUGCCCAGGCCUCUGCAUUGCCCGACUCCGCAGGAGCGCGGAGGCGGCUCCUGCUCUUCCCUGGACUCCUGAGCGGAGGCGUUUGUCAAAAUGUCCACAGAAGGAGGAUUUGGUGGUACUAGCAGCAGUGAUGCCCAGCAAAGCCUGCAGUCCUUCUGGCCUCGUGUCAUGGAAGAAAUUCGGAAUUUAACAGUGAAAGAUUUCCGAGUACAGGAACUCCCACUGGCUCGUAUUAAGAAGAUUAUGAAACUGGAUGAAGACGUGAAGAUGAUCAGUGCAGAAGCCCCUGUGCUCUUUGCCAAGGCAGCCCAGAUUUUUAUCACAGAGUUGACUCUUCGAGCCUGGAUCCACACAGAGGAUAACAAGCGCCGGACUCUACAGAGGAAUGAUAUCGCCAUGGCAAUUACAAAAUUUGAUCAGUUUGACUUUCUCAUCGAUAUUGUUCCAAGAGAUGAACUGAAACCGCCAAAGCGUCAGGAGGAGGUGCGCCAGUCUGUGACUCCUGCUGAGCCCGUCCAGUACUACUUCACGCUGGCUCAGCAGCCUGCCGCCGUCCAAGUCCAGGGGCAGCAGCAGGGCCAGCAGACCAGCAGCUCUGCGACCACCAUCCAGCCUGGGCAGAUCAUCAUUGCGCAGCCGCAGCAGGGCCAGACCACGCCCGUGACCAUGCAGGUGGGAGAAGGUCAGCAGGUGCAGAUUGUUCAGGCUCAGCCCCAGGGCCAAGCCCAGCAGGCCCAGAGCAGCACUGGACAGACCAUGCAGGUGAUGCAGCAGAUCAUCACGAACACAGGAGAGAUCCAGCAGAUUCCGGUGCAGCUGAAUGCCGGCCAGCUGCAGUACAUUCGCUUAGCCCAGCCUGUAUCAGGCACCCAGGUCGUGCAGGGACAGAUCCAGACACUUGCCACCAACGCUCAACAGAUCACACAGACAGAGGUGCAGCAAGGGCAGCAGCAGUUCAGCCAGUUCACGGACGGACAGCAGCUCUACCAGAUCCAGCAAGUCACCAUGCCUGCCGGCCAGGACCUCACCCAGCCCAUGUUCAUCCAGUCAGCCAACCAGCCCUCCGACGGGCAGGCCCCCCAGGUGACCGGCGACUGAGGGCCUGAGCUGGCGAGGCCAAGGACACCCAACACAGUUUUUGCCAUACAGCCCCGGGCGAUGGGCACAGCCUCCCUCCCCAGAGGACCCGGCCGACCUCCGCGCCUCCUGCAGGGCUAGGACACUGGCGCACCACACCCCACGCCUGGGGGCCAAGAGUCUCCAACAGAAAGAUGCAAUAUUUUUUAUUUCCUUUUUUCCACUUUUUCUCCAAGGAAUCACUAUUUCAGUAUGUUGAGCUGUGUGUCCAAUGCUAUGAAAUGAAAAUAUUAAAUAACAUAUUUAUGGCAUUUUCUUGAAGAGUGUGGUUGAAGAAAUAUUUCUUUUGUUUUCCUUUUUUUUUUUUUUUUUUCAAUUCUUACCGCCACUUCUUUUCAGGAGCAAAUCUCCUCAGGGGGGUACGUUACCUCCUGACUCUUGGAACAGCUGCUGCCCCCAGGAUUUGCCACCUUGUUCUGCCCUCAGAUUGAGUUAGGUGACGGCGGAACUUCCUGUUCACUAGUGGUCCUCUCCUGCGACCCUGCGCUUGGCCCAGAGCUCUGUGUGUUUGCACCCAAAGGCCAUGGAAACAUUCCUUGCAUUUAAGAGAUGAACUCAUUCGCCAUGGAGAGUGGAUGGUUUCAUUUCCAGACCCUUCUCUCCCAGGGACCCAAGGAGACUAGAACUUUGUACAUUUGCCUGUCCCCACCCCCAUUUUUUAUUUUUAAAAUGCAUUAAAAAUUGUGCUAGUCUCCUUUGCUGCAUGGACUUCAAACUGCAUGAAAUGCAAUAAAUCUCAUUUUAGGUAA
Mirounga angustirostris (Northern elephant seal) is the source of this 1992-nucleotide messenger RNA. It is a transcript of the gene NFYC, whose product is annotated as nuclear transcription factor Y subunit gamma. The transcript has 10 exons. Bases 197 to 1204 code for a protein of 335 amino acids. Gene Ontology annotation, biological process: regulation of transcription by RNA polymerase II. The record is from RefSeq and is a predicted model, not a curated record. Gene Ontology annotation, molecular function: protein heterodimerization activity; DNA-binding transcription activator activity, RNA polymerase II-specific; RNA polymerase II cis-regulatory region sequence-specific DNA binding. Gene Ontology annotation, cellular component: nucleus; CCAAT-binding factor complex. Lineage: Eukaryota; Metazoa; Chordata; Mammalia; Carnivora; Phocidae.